UUCCGUUAAUAUGGUGUCGACUGAUGCCGAACUGAAAUCCAUUGUGUUUCGACAGUAACCACAUAACAUUGUUGAAACUUUGCCUUGGUUAACGGAUUAAUAACACAGCGACAUAUCCUUAGCCUCAAUAUUUGAGUCCUCGAACGAAAGAAAAGCUAUUGGAAACCAAUCGUUCGACGCUAUCAUGUUUUAACAGGCAGAGCGAUGUCCGACGAACGGGGGAGAAAAAGCCGGUACAUGGAUAUCAGUAAAUGUUUCGGUCAGUUUAGGUCACCGUACAAGGCGGAACGGCAUCUAACAGUUAGCUAACCGAUUACUAACCGAUUGCGAUUUCGAGAGAGUGACACUGGAUACAUUUAUGCCUAGUUGUGUGUUGUCAACUCUGAUUUUCUAUGUAGAUGUCCUUCUUGUAGUUUUAAGGGGGUACUGAGCUAAACUUUUCAAGUACAUCUGCAGCUAAGUAACUAUUCAUCGAGAUCUCCAACUUAUUAUAAAGAAAAAACUUCUGGCUGCUGUUCGCUAGAUUGCUUACCUGGGUGACCGGCAAUCAAAAGUCAAGAAUAAAUGCUUGCUAGUAUACAUCUUUUUUAGGGUUGUACUCAUUUUUGCGUUGUUUGUGUUUUUCUUUUUCUUUUGAUCCUACUUUUAUGUCUAUAAUUCUCCAAAAACAAACAAUCAGCUUAGAAAAAAAGUUUAAAAAGUUUCUUGCUAAGAGCAGCAUGCUGGCGCAUUGAAACGACGGCAUGCCACGAAUGAACUUCAGUCACUCUUAGCGGACAGCUUUAUGCACCAUGAGCACAGAAAAAUGAUUUGAAGUUUUCUAAUAGAAAAAAUAACAGUCCUGGUUUCAAUCUUUCAAUCGCCUUUAAAAUCUUUUACAACAGUUUCAACGGAUUAAAAGUGUCAAGUUUUGUCACGAGACACUUUAAUAGUGUAAUGCCGGGAAGAACAGCUUCCAAUUAGUCCUAUUUCACACGAAUCACACUGCACAAAGUAUAAACACCGUGACAACACACGUUCACGAACAUUCUUUCGGCGGGCAGCGUUAGAUCUUUUCUUAAAAAUGUUCAGCACAUUGAUUAAAAACAAAUACGCUUUAAUUGAGGUUGCUGACGCUUGAAGAGCUUUAAACGUCAUAAUUGACUUCUCAAACUACCUCGUGCCACCCACACAGUUAUCAAUAAGCACAUUUAGAUUACACCAGCAAGGCUCAACGAAUAAAACGGAAGCAACAGAUAUCUGUAGGCAAUCUUAUUCACAGCAUAAUAACGUGACAAUGACGGUGUGACGUACUUAAAUGGUGGCACGGUAACCCGUCGAGCAGUUAAUUUUCCCGCGCUGCAUGUUCCGGACGCAAGAAAUACGGUUCGACUCAUGCGAAUCUCCGUGCCGCAAUGGUUUAUAAGUGGUAAUAAGAGGGAUUAGCUUAAUGAAUGGUGCUUGCUAAUCGCAAAGGGAAAGUCAAAACCCUUUAAACAGUGUUUAUUGCGAAACAUCUGUGAAACAGACACGCCCAAAGCAUCGGCUGAGGGAUGAUCGUGAUGUUUGCUUUAAAUCAUGGAAUACGAUUGUUUUGGUCACCUAGCUAAUCGCCAGCAGAAUUUCAGUUGUACUCUUCGCGUUGCAUGAUGAUUUCAAAUGCUCUCUUAUUUCACACGAGACUGGCUUGUACAAGUCUCUGAAAUCUAAAUCCUCAUCUUGAAAUUCGAAAAUGGCCCUCUUAAGUUAAUGUAUGAGUUUCAUGCUAGGCUUUUUGCAUCUCGGUCAAUUAAUGUAUAAUUAGCAUUUUAUCGAUCAGGCGGAUCACAGUAAAAGGAGGCUGUCGACAGCUGAUGUCGCUGCGUGAUGGAUAACAGAACAGGCUUUAAAGCUCAUGAAAAGCUCGACAAAAGUCGGCCCAUCAAGUCAUCAGAUCACUGGCUUCAGGUUUGCUAUCAGGCGUAGGAGGUGCUUAAACUCAUUAACCUUAACCGGGUACGGUAUAAAUUUCAUUAACCAAGCUGCGGUGCAAUCAAUUUUAUUCGCGAAGAAACACAUUUGAGGAAAACUCGCGCAGUCCAUGAUCUAGCGCCCAAGAAUGCGCGCAUACAGUGAGAACAUCUCUAAUAAAUGUCACAUUUGGCGAUAAAAAAGGAUUAGAGGUAUUAGCACCUAAAUGGAUUUCCAAGGAACAAUAGACAAGUACCGGAGAGAGAUAAGAGUAUUCGUGCAUAUAAAGCAGUUCGUUCAGCUGACAUAAAGCCGUUGGAGGCUGUUCUCUGGAUCUCCGCCCACCGUGAACCUUAUAAAUUAGCGCCUUGUUCCUUGCUGGGAUAGACUUUAUUUAACAUGUUGCAAAAGCCGAACAGACCGCACUGCGCAGUGAAGCCGAGGAGAGACGACGGUUUGAGCACGGUGCUUUGCUAACCACAAAGCCGGAUGCCUCGUUUCAUCUGAUUACCAAAAGCAACUAAAUGAAAUGAACCCAAAAUAAUAAGUAUCGCCGACGUCGGGCUGCGAUCCGAGUUACAUUAAGACUACGUAUUUUAACAGUGCCAAGUCUGUUGGUCUUACGCAAGCUAAUAAACAUGGCAUAGCGCCGGGCAAAAGUUUUUUGAACAUUUUGAAAACCACGGAACUCAUCAAAACUGUGGGGCAUUUCCGAUACUAACCCGAUUUUCGGCACCACGUCAAAGGAAUACACGGAUAGCGAGUGAGUGAACUGAUAACUGGGUUGACACAUGAAGCAAAGCAGCAGUUAAGAAGGACCUCGUUAUUGUCAAGAUCACGACUUCUCUCCACGGACCGAAAGAACGCCUUGAACGCCCAACGCAGUUUCCCAUUCUGAGGCUUAACCUACGUGACAGUACACUGAGAAGUUUCUAGAGAUGCGACACUCUAAGUUCAAGAGUAUAUUCACGCUAGUUAUUGCUUGCUUUCUGAGCACUGUUUGGCAGACCUCAUCAGAGGCACAACCCUGGAAACACCUAAAACCCGACGUCCGUCCGCAACCCUCAAGAGACAAGUUGAAGCUCAAGGUACCGCCAGAGCCUGAAAGCUACCCCAGUGAUCCUGUAGAAGGCGACUUUGAUCUCGACGCGAUGAAAACACAACUAGGAAUUGACUUUGACCCAAAAUAUAUUGCGCUAACCAAAGAAGAGCUUUUGAUGAAGAAGAACGACACCAUUCCAGACGAGCAGGACUUCUUGCGUAAGAUGCUGGUAAAGAGCAUGCCGGAAGAAAUAAAAAACCUUGAUUUCAGAAUGCCCGGUAUGAAAAGAUAUCUUGGACCUAAGGCAAGUAAAAAACUACAGCUUUGGCUUUGGCAAGUGUCACACUGUUCUGUGCUCCAGAAAUGGGAGGAUUUUGGAGUACGCUAUUGGCCUCGUCACAUCAAUGUCGGAAAAUGUUCCAAAAAGGCAACGUGCUCAUUUCCAUCGGGGAUGAGGUGCCGUGUUUCUGGCAAAAAACGCGUGGGAGUCCUUCGAUGGUUUUGCCUGGAUAGAUUCGCCGAACGGAAGGAUACAAAAUGCAGAUGGGUGAAGUUUCUUUAUCCCGUGACUACCGCUUGUAGAUGUUCGUGUUCACAGUGAGGGCAGGAGUCAGGGGUACUCCAAUUUGGAUUGCACUGUCUGACAAGUGGGGUCACAAAUCCGAACCUAAAAUCAAAGACUUCUCCGAUUUUUAAUGAAGGAAAUAAGUGAAAGAAAAGGCACAGAAGAUGAAGAACUUGGACUUGUCCACUAUAGAACAAUGGAUUUUGAGCUGCUACUUAUAUUUGCGCCUUUUUAUUUGACAGGUUAGUUACGUUUAAGUGGCCUUUUCAUGAACGAACAGAAAGUCCCGUGCAGGAUUGUUGAAUUAACUGAAUACCAGGGUCAGAAUAAACAAAUUCGCACCUCAUUCACGGGCUUAGAGUUACAGCACGUCAAGAAAUGAUUGUAUUAUCUGUAAAAUAACCUUAGCCGUAUUUAGCGCUUUUCAAGAGGUGUUAAACAUACUUUUAAGAAAGUACGGUAGUAUACUAAUUGAGAUGCUAUGAUGAAACAAUCCCACCGCCUUAUGGCGUCCAUUAAAGAACAUCUGAGUUUACUUUACGCUUUGUACUAUCUGCGCCUUAAAACACACUUCCUAAUGUCUCCGACACGCGUAGAUCGGCAGCGAGAUAGAGAGAGCCGUUUCCGGCCAAUUUUGGACCACUAAAGCUAAAUCAACAAGUUUUUAAAAACCACUAUUGUCUUUAACAUGGACAGCGUACAGUGACGAGAAAGAAGAGAAAUACUAGAGAUCGGUCACGAAUUGCGAAAGAAACUUGAAUUAAUGAACGAAUGGCCUUGAGGAGGCUGAUUGAACUUAACUAUUAAAGGAAACUUACCACGAAAUGUUUAAUUUAUUUUUAAGAGAGCGUUUAUGUUUCGAUACUGUUACCUACACAGUUGUAUGUGUACCAAUUAUAGUGUCGACUUAAAUCUAGGCAUGUUGAUGGACAAAACGUUAUGAGCAUUAGCACAGCUUUAGAGUGCCGUUAGUCGCGUUUUGUUUACCUCACAGCAUUCUUAAAGUCACAUGUAUGAAAAACAGUGAAUCGAUUUAAUUAAAAUCAUUCAGAGUUUAUGAUAUUUUA
Molecule: messenger RNA, 4603 nt
Organism: Orbicella faveolata
Lineage: Eukaryota; Metazoa; Cnidaria; Anthozoa; Scleractinia; Merulinidae
Product: noggin-1-like
Biological process (GO): dorsal/ventral pattern formation; negative regulation of BMP signaling pathway; osteoblast differentiation
Source: RefSeq, a predicted model, not a curated record